This is a messenger RNA of Corapipo altera (White-ruffed manakin), 6616 nucleotides long. It is a transcript of the gene NKAIN2, whose product is annotated as sodium/potassium transporting ATPase interacting 2. Gene Ontology annotation, biological process: regulation of sodium ion transport. The transcript has 6 exons. Bases 253 to 573 code for a protein of 106 amino acids. NCBI's taxonomy places the organism in Eukaryota, Metazoa, Chordata, Aves, Passeriformes, Pipridae. The record is from RefSeq and is a predicted model, not a curated record.
GUUUCUGUGCUCGAGAGGCAGAUAUUUGACUUCCUUGGUUAUCAGUGGGCACCUAUCCUGGCAAAUUUUAUACAUAUUAUUGUAGUCAUACUUGGCUUAUUUGGAACCAUCCAGUAUAGACCUCGUUACAUAACAGGAUAUGCUGGCUGGCUGGUUCUUUGGGUUACGUGGAACGUGUUUGUUAUCUGCUUCUAUUUGGAGGCUGGGGACCUUUCAAAGGAAACAGACCUCAUUCUGACCUUUAAUAUCUCAAUGCAUCGUUCUUGGUGGAUGGAGAACGGGCCAGGCUGCACCGUGACCUCAGUAACCCCAGCACCAGACUGGGCACCAGAGGAUCAUCGUUAUAUCACUGUCUCGGGGUGUUUUCUUGAAUAUCAGUACAUAGAGGUGGCUCACAGUUCUCUUCAGAUCUUCCUUGCACUGGCAGGCUUCAUCUAUGCCUGUUAUGUUGUGAAGUGUAUUACUGAAGAAGAGGACAGCUUUGACUUCAUAGGUGGAUUUGACUCUUACGGCUAUCAAGGUCCACAGAAGACAUCUCAUUUACAACUACAGCCCAUGUAUAUGUCAAAGUAAACAUGGGGACUACCCAAGGUGGGCUGGAAGACCACUGUCAAAGAAACUGUUUCAGAAUGGCCUCCUGAUUCUUCAAAGAGAAAAAAAUCCAAUUUUUCUGCUAAAAGAAAAAUAUAAAAGCUGAUUGAACAGUGAGACUGAAAACAAGAGACUUUCAGCCCCUCUUUCUAACAGGUACUAAAGGAGAUGCCCCAGACCCCCACCUUGGACCUCCUGCCUCCCAGCACCAGAGGGACAGAGCAGAGGCAUUGGUGACAUCUUUUAUCUCUUCCCUAUCCCGGCCACCGCCAGUGUGACCCAUCUGGAUUAAGACAUGAACUCGGUGCUUCUGGAGACUCCUUCACACUUCUGGCUGCAUCGAGUCUCCUUAGUCAACACGACACUGAAAUACCAGGAUGACCUUGCAGCAGAAGUCAAUAGACAGCGUGUUGUUUGCCCUGAAGGCUGUACAGUUCAUACUUGCCUUAACCCAACUGCAUUGCACAUUAGAGAAACUACGUGCAAGCUUUCUGAAGUUAACAUGCUGCUGUUAAUUCUGAACAAUUUCUAAGUCAGUGGUUUUCUUCUGUUUGGUUUUGCUUUGUUUUGGUGUCAGGGAAUAAGGCUCUGUUGCUCUAUGGCUCCAGAGCGACCAAGUAGAAAACUGCCAGCUGUCUGAUAAGUGCUUUACUUUUGAGACUCCACAGUGGUCAAGAAACAGUUUAUAAUGAUUAAAAAGAAAAAGAAAGAAAGAAAUAAGACCUUUGGGGGGUCAGGGUGAGGAAAGGGGUAACAUAAACUAAUAAUUGAACCUACUGGAAAUACGCAGCAGAAAUAGUUCUUUAAUCCCACUGGUUUUGUUUAUCGCACUAUAGGUGCUUUUAUAGCUAUCUCUAAACGUCUUUUACUAACUACAGAGACAUCUGCAGAUUUCUAUCAACAAAGGCCAACUGAAUAUGUACUAGCUACGUUCAGUCUUUUAUAUCUAAUUUCAACAAAAAAUUCUCUGUAAGUGAGCUUUUUUUUUCCUAAUUGCACCAUAAGGGAUUCACAUAUUUUAUUUUUUGAUUUCAGUUGGAGAGGGCAAGGAGGCACUAGUUGAGUUGAAGAAAUAUUGAAGACCUUUUUGGGGUAUAUUUGGGGGAUCUGUUCUGUGUUAGAAUGUGUAUUUUAUCUUCCUGUAUUAUUGUGGCUGAAAAAAAAAAACCUGUGCUGUUACGUAGUUGGCAACAAGAUGCCUUUGGGAAUUUUGCUAGUAGGUCAAUGUGUAUAUGAAAUACUCUGAACUCCUAGGAACAUAUGUUUUAUUCUACAGCUGAUCUGUAUUUUCAAGAACAUAGGUGGCUUUCACUAGGAAAACCCAAUACUUUGCUCAGGUUUUUCAGAAACUUGGAUUGUCAUUGUUUCUUUGCUCAGACCUUGCAUAGACAAACGCACGCACCUACCACACCUGAGGUGACCACGUAGGUUUUGAGGGCAAGAGGAAAGGCCAACACUUGGAAAAGCUUGAGGUACACCUGAGCAACUCCCUUUUCCUUGCUGGCCAAGGCCUUGCUCCAAAGGCCUGUGUGCUCACACCACUCACUCAUUCCUGUACAAACCAGUGCCCUUUGCUGUGUCUGCAUGGAUGUACAGUGUCACAAGCAGCAACUCUGGACAGUGACAGAGGGACAGUGAAAGCAAGAUAUGGGACAUGUUCAGAAGCUAUGCUUACAUUGAUUCAGUGAGAUUUAUAUAGAUAGAUAUAUAUAUAUAUGUAAGUGUGUGAAUGUGUGUGUAUGUCUAUGUAUAUAAAAUACGCAGGAAUAAUUAUUGUUGGGGGCUGCAUCACCCAGGAAGAUUCUGAUGCAGUGGACCAAGGGCUCCUGUCUCAGAUACUGCUGGGAAUUUCCUGCAUGAAACAGGCACAUACCCUAGGCCUGAUCCCAUAAAGCAUUCACUGCUGAUUUGGAUCUCAAAUUUAAAUUUUCAUACUUGGGGACCUGAAAUUCUGAAUUCAUUCUGGAUAGAGCUGCUUUUCACCCCCUGGAAACCCCAUGCAACUUCCAAGUGCCAGGAUGAAAUUUCCCAUAACUUGAAAAAUUUCAAAAGUUUCUACUUUUAUGUAGUAUUAAAUAUAGCAGAUGUAUAGAAUUAAACAUAACAUAGAGGUUUAAAUGGAAUGAAAAUGUCAUAACAGGUUCUUUUAUCUUUCCCUGUAUACCAGUUAAUCAAGAUGAUAUUUCUAUAAAAAUCGCUUUUUAACAUGAAAAGAAACCAGUUUAGGCACCUAAGCAGCAAUCCAAUUUUCAGACGAUAAUUUUUCAUACCUCUCAGUGAUUUCCCAUGGAACAGCAGCUACUGCUAGUUAGCAAUUUUAGAAGUCAGACAAUUUAAUGAAGUGUCUACAUGUAGUUUAUAGGCCUGAUUUUAAUUUAGAAAAUUUUGGCCUUAGUUUCUCUGUGUCUUAGUCUUCCCAUCUAUAAUACGGGAAUAAUAUGUGCCUCACAGGCUUUUUGUGAGGUCUGAAUUGUUAAUGUUUGUAAAAUGCUUAGGAAAUAGGAAGCACAUCUAAACUACUACAGAUUGCAAUAUAAAUGUGUAUUCAUAUAUUACAUAUAGAGUAGAUACACACACUCGCUUACACACAGUAUACAUAUAUAUAUACGCAUACUUACCUAUAUGAAGUUGGUAUUCAUAACCCUGCUUAAAUUGCAGUUAGAGCACCACCAUUUAAAAAAUUAGGACUGUUGACUACUCAACUAAAUGAUUAGUGGACAGAUCUCUUCUGGAAGCAGUUUAGAGCACAGUAAUGUGAGAAUAUCUGGAUGGCACUUUUGAUUUGUACAGCUGUAUCCUCCUCAAAAUCCAGUAAAGAAUGUUAUUUUUCUAGGCUGGGCUUUUGUUAUAAACUAAAAUAUUCAGAAGGCAAGAGAUACAAUCCAAAUGUGGUUUUUUUUCUUUUCUUUUCUUUUUGGCAUUUGUUAAUUCUGAAUGUAUUUUUAACAAAAGUGAUUUUUUUGACUUACUAGUGUAAUUUGCAUUUUAAAAAAAAUAAAUGGAAAAAAUAUAGGUUUCCAAGCUAUUCAUGGCCCCCUGCUGCUAUUCACAACUUACGGGAAACUUAGAAUUACUGUUACCAGCUGAGCAACAAUGCAGGAUAAAUAAUCCUAUUACAUUUACAUGAUGACAAUCCUGAUCUCUGCAGUGCAUGGAUGUGACAGCACUGAAUAGAAAUUGCCAGGUCAUGACACCAUUUUAACACUGUCGUAUGUAGCAGGUAUUUUCAUUAUCACUGACACUAAAAGGUUUCCUUUACAAGGUUGACUGCAACAGACUCUUCACUUAGGAAGCAGGGCUGGUUUUGUGCACUCAUCAGGAAUUUUAAGCCUAUGAUACGUAUACAGUGGCCAACAGUGUUAAGUAUUACAAAAAUAAUCCUUUUUAAGAAGGAGCUAUGUAACAUGGAUAUUUCCACUGCAUUAAUAUUCUUUUAUAUGCCAUUUAUUGCCCCUACACUGAAAUGAAGAAAUAUUGUGAAAUGUUUAUAGAGUUCACACAUAUAUGCCUGAGGUAAUUUAAUAAAGGUGGAGCAGAACAGUAUACAUUUUGAGAUAGUCGGUCAUACUAUCUUAAGACAAGUCCUUAGAAAGAGAGUGUAUUAAUUAAUGUCAUUAGGAUUUUUUUAGGCCUUCAUUAUAGUGCAAGUGAUACUUUUCAAUCAAGUAGGGAGAAAAGAUUUGUGCUCCAUUUGCUUAAUUUAAGUUUGCAAUACUGUACUGUUGCACAGAAUUUUGGCAAAGUCUAGCACAGUAUGUAUUGAUUCCUGGAUGUCUCCAAAUAGGAAUGGCUAUUAACUCAGUGUCUGAAGGUUUUGAUCACUUGCACGCUUACCUUCUGUUUAAGAACAUUGAUAGUAGCCAGAGCAAAACUCCAUACACCAUGGACCCUUCCAGCCUGUAAUAUUUUCAUUGCCAGUCCUCUGUUCUAUUUUUAAAUGCAAAUGCUCAGAAGAUGAGGAUUUUUCCACAAAGAUGGAAAGCCCCAUGAAUAGUCUAUGGGUAUGUAUUGCUUGCUGACUGUCUACUGAUGAGUAGCUGAGGUGAAAUUGAUGGACUUUUUUUUCUAGCUAAUCUGAAUCUGGCUUCCCAGCACUUGUGGACUGGUGACAGACACUAAAGGUAAACCAGGUUUUAUUGAAGGACCAAUGCAUAGCAGUACUGCAAACAGUGCUCUGUCCACUUCUCCUUGGAGAAAGAUGUAGGCAGUUGUUAUGCUAAUUGGUCUGCUCCAAACUAUGUGCAAUAUUAAAUGUAAUUACCAUGCAUAAAAGCAAGUGCCCUUUAGACUGCAGUUACUCAUUCAUGUAUAGAAGUGGUGCAGCACAGAAUGAAUUAGUAAAAGAGCUUUUUUCCUGUAGUCACUAAUAUGCUUCAUUCCCAGACAUGGAUUGGAAAAAUUAGCUCUGUUUGAUCUCAUGUUCUGACAAGUUGCUCUGUUCAGAUCUUCACCAAAAGAGGCAAUUGCAGAUAGUUAGAGUUGUGACCUUUGCAUAGCUGAGAAGAAAGAUAUUGUACCAAAUGUGAAAUUCUAAGUAGCAUCAUAUAUACAUUUGUUGCACAUCUCUCUCCAUAUGUGCAAAAGAAGGGUCUUUUAAAAUGAACUUUUCCUUUAUCUCUCAGAAAUCAACUGAGACAGAUAAUGUCUUUCACAAGGGUCUUCCAAAUUCUGCCAAGAUCACUUCAGAGAUUUUUUGUCUUGCGUCCAAUAAAAGCACCGUCUUUUCUGCUCUCUGUUGAGUAUAAGACUUAGCUCUUGGGACUUCCAAAUGCCUUGGGAUUAUUAUUUUGGAUAGGUAGGAUCACUGUGAAACCUAAGAAUUAAAAAAACUAAUGUUUGUGGUUGUCUCUGAUUCAAAAUUAAUUCUUCUGUACAAAAGCCAUAUAUUUGCAUCCACCAGUGGAAAAGGGUCUUUGCUGCCACCUGAUACCUAAUCACUUUCCUAGCUUUGCCAUUGUCCUGCUGAGAAAUAGGCUAUGGGGAGCUAAACAUGAAGCAGCAUGUUCAUAUUCAGCAUGUGCUCUUCAAGAGUCUCCAGUUCUGCCACACAGAAUGCUAUUUCAUACGUAUUUAAUUUAUUUCUCCCUGUCACCACCUUCUUGUCCCAUUAUCACUCUCCCCAUCCUCCUGAACACAGUCCCAAAUAUUCUCCCAAAAUUACAUGCUUCUAUUUGGAACAUCUAUUGUUUCCAACUGUUUACAUAAUGAUGAUGAUAGUCAUGGAGGACAGUAUCACUGUGGAUAUCUGCAAAAUGACAAGAUGAGGAAGCACAAAGGUCCCAGAUGCAGGGAGACACUUAACAGAAGGGUAAAGGGCGGCAGCAUUACGGAAGCUAUGAGGUACGGCGAGUCCCAGUAGGAAUCAUUUUCACAUGUUCAAUUACAUUUGCCGAAGCUAUAGUUCAUUGAGCACGUAGACAGUCAUAAAUAUCCAGAGCUACAAAAGGCACAGGUGAACCGGAAGAAAAUUCUUAGAAAAUGUGUUUGUGAACAUGUUGACUGGAUUAGAUUCACAUUUCAAUCUCUUUGAAUUUCUCUCAGGGUUGUUUUUUCCUUCUUGCAAACAUUUGGAUGGUUGGUUUCUGUGCACGCAGGUGAAUGUUUGUUCCUAGGAGAGCGUGUACGUAUGUGCAAUUGAAUUCAUUUACAUGGGAUUCUCAGUAUCCAUGCAUCUAUGUGCUUUUGUGUAAACAUUGGCUCAGUUCACUCUGUCACACAUAUCUACACACAAACAUAUCUGUUAUGUGAGUAUAUUUUAUGGUGGGGAUACAAAGCCACCUACAGUUUCCCCCUCUUUUACAUAGUUUUUCCUAUCCCUCCUCUCAAGAGAUGCAAAGUCUCAAGUAUUUAUUUUUUAGAUGGGCAUUCAGUAUACAAAAAUUAUAAUUUCUGAUACUUACUGGAUGUACAAGCAUGGUGCAAUCUAUGAACACAGUAAAUAAGACAGUCCUUUCUGCAAAGAGUUUAUGUGUUAAAUAAAGUAAACAAAUGACAACAUUUUAAUUUAAAAAAAAAAAAGAAAAUA